UUAAUUGGUGCUUUUCUUUCACAGGAAUAAUGGAGGAAGUGAAGGCAGAUGAAACAUACAAAAAGAAGAAUCCCUAUGAUAGAGCCAACUUCAUUUCAAAGUUAUUUUUUCUAUUUUUAUUACCCUACUUUGUGAAAGGCUACAAAAGAGAACUGACUGAAGAUGAUAUGUAUAGUCAUAGACAUAAACAUGACUCCGGUAAGCUUGGAGAGAGAUUGGAAGCAGCUUGGCAGUACCAGGUUAAGCAUAAAAAGAAUCCUUCAUUUAUCAAAGCUCUCUGUAGCGUAUUUCUCUCUGAAAUCUUCAUGCUCUGGAUCAUUGCAUUUGCUGCUGAAAUAAUUAGGUUGAGCCAACCUCUGCUGAUAUCGAAGCUUCUCACACUGUACGAUGAAAACCAAGUUGCAGAAAACCAGAAAUAUCUGUAUAUAUAUUCAGGACUUAUUGUUCUGUCGCUAUUCAUAACUGUAUUCCUUACUCAUGCUUUCUUUCACCACAUUAUGCAAGUAGGUAUGAAGCUGAGGAUUGCAUGUUGUUCUCUCGUGUACAGGAAAGCUCUCAGAUUGAACAAAUCCGCUCUUGCUGAAACCACAAUCGGACAAAUGGUCAAUUUGCUGUCCAACGAUGUGGGAAGAUUCGACCAGGCUACCCAUUUCAUGCACCAUUUAAUAAUGGGACCUGUGGAAAUAUUGGUUGUUAUGAUUUUGUGUUAUUUCAAUGUUGGAUACACCGGACUCAUAGGAGCUGUAUUUCUCUUAGUUUCUGUUCCGUUUCAAUCAUGGCUUGGUAAAAAAACUUCCAAGUAUAGAUUGAAUACAGCUUUGCGUACGGAUGAACGAGUACGUCUAAUGAAUGAGAUAAUUUCUGGAAUACAAGUGAUAAAAAUGUACGCCUGGGAAAAAUCUUUCGCUAAGUUGGUGGAACUAGCCAGAAUGUACAAUUUUGUAAAUCCAAACAAUUUCACAGAAAGCUUUGGCGGAAACAUGGGUCUGGCUCUAACUCAAGCCAUGGGCCUGACCGGAAUGUUCCAGUGGGGCAUGCGACAGUGGAGUGAAAUGGAAAACCAGAUGACUUCCGUGGAGAGAGUUCAAGAAUACGCCGACCUAAAACCCGAAAAACAAGAAGACACCGUAAAGGAACCGCCGAAAUUCUGGCCAGAAACAGGCAGGAUCGAAUUCAGAGACAUGUCUCUUCGAUACUCCCCUGAUGAUCCUUGCGUUCUGAAGAACCUCAAUUUCAUCAUCAAAGCCAAGGAAAAAGUUGGUAUUGUAGGAAGAACAGGAGCAGGAAAAUCGUCUCUUAUACAAGCUCUUUUCCGUUUGGCAAUCAUAGAGGGUAGUAUUUUAAUAGACGAUAUUGACACAAGGACAGUAGAGCUGAAGAAACUCAGGUCGAAGAUAUCUAUCAUCCCACAGGAACCUGUUUUGUUUUCGGGGACACUCAGAAAUAAUUUGGAUCCAUUUAACGAGUUCAAGGACGAGCUACUAUGGAAUGCUCUGGAUGAUGUGGAAAUGAAAACCGCCGUUGGCGAUCUUUCUUCAGGUUUGGACAGUAAAAUGGCCGAAGGCGGAACCAACUUUAGCGUGGGUCAAAGACAACUAGUUUGCCUCGCUAGAGCAAUAUUGAGAGACAACAAAAUUUUGGUCUUGGACGAAGCCACGGCUAACGUUGAUCCACACACAGACGGUCUCAUCCAGGAAACCAUCAGGAGAAAAUUCGCCAACUGUACAGUAUUGACAAUAGCUCACAGGUUGCACACCAUCAUGGAUUCAGAUAGGGUGUUAGUAAUGGACGCAGGACGAAAAGCAGAGUUUGAUCAUCCCCAUCUUCUGCUACAGAACGAAGCAGGUGUAUUUUAUUCGUUGGUGAUGCAGACCGGGAAAGCUACGGCGAAAAAUUUGAUGGCUAUAGCGGAAGGAACUUACGAAGCAGCACAUAGUCAGUGUAGUCAAGAGUAGUCAAAACUUUCUAGUAAGAAGAGGGUUUUACUGAUCAUGAAAGAAAUUUGUUUUCAGUUCGUCCGCUUUGUCCAAUAGAAGUUACAGCAUUUUUCCGGCAGAGUCGAAAAAGAGUCCUAAAAAUAUUAAGAGAAAUAUUUUAUAUCAUCUAAGUUGCAAUUCUGUAAAUACUUGUUCAAUAUACAACUAUCAAAUGUA
Molecule: messenger RNA, 2153 nt
Organism: Leptinotarsa decemlineata (Colorado potato beetle)
Lineage: Eukaryota; Metazoa; Arthropoda; Insecta; Coleoptera; Chrysomelidae
Product: probable multidrug resistance-associated protein lethal(2)03659
Biological process (GO): transmembrane transport
Cellular component (GO): membrane
Molecular function (GO): ATP binding; ABC-type transporter activity; ATP hydrolysis activity
Source: RefSeq, a predicted model, not a curated record